Messenger RNA from Chrysoperla carnea, 1721 nucleotides. Its product is annotated as vesicular glutamate transporter 1-like. Gene Ontology annotation, molecular function: transmembrane transporter activity. The transcript has 6 exons. The record is from RefSeq and is a predicted model, not a curated record. Gene Ontology annotation, biological process: monoatomic anion transport; transmembrane transport. Bases 78 to 1355 code for a protein of 425 amino acids. NCBI's taxonomy places the organism in Eukaryota, Metazoa, Arthropoda, Insecta, Neuroptera, Chrysopidae.
UGUUCGUAAUAGGUACCUAAUUGAAUAAUUUACAUUCUUAUGUGUGUAACAUUUCCAGCCACAAAGCUUCGAAAAAAAUGGAUCAAGUCAAGUUUCUGGAAUAUGUUUAUGGAGGAUUUCCAAAACUUGAUAGACUUACAAUUAUUAACAAACGUUUUACACUGUCCUUUUUAAUGUUUAUUGGAUUUACAAUAAUGUUUUCUGGAAUUAUGUUGACUCAUUCAAACAGAUGUUUGAGGUCAUCGCAUGGAGAGGUUGACGAUCCGUUUGUACAUGUAUCAAGUUUUUUAAUAGGAUACAUAAUAAUCCAAGUUCCAGCUGCUUGGAUAAGUUUGAAAUUUUCACCACUAAAAUGGUUUGGUCGAAGUAUUUUUGCCCACGCAAUUCUAUUAUUUGCAGUAGCGUUAACUGGAAAUCUUGGCUAUGGAUUUUUGGUAGUAUUGAAAUUUUUUGAAGGUGCUUUAGCAGGAAUAGUAUUUAUAGUAUGUCAUGCCGCUUGGAAAAAUUGGACACCCGCUGCAGAACGUUCUACAUUACUCACAUUUGCUUUGGCUGGGGGUUAUCUUGGUGAUUUAUUUGGUUCAUCAAUGUCAAUCUUUUGUUCAUCAUUACCAUUUUGGAUGGUAGUAUGUUGUAUGGUGGGGAGUUUUGGUGUGAUAUGGUGGUUAGUUUGGGAGCGUACAGUAUACGAAACACCUAAUAAACAUCCCACCAUAAGUGAUGAAGAACUUAAUCGGAUCAAUCCAAUUAUUCAAGAAGAAAUACGACCAACUGAGGGUGUAUCAUGCAAACAAAUAAUUUUGUCAACACCGUUUAUAGUGUUGGUAGCUCUUAACAUUGUUAGAUCUUUUAAUGCAAGAUCUUUAGGUUAUCGCGCAGAAGAUAUGCUCAUUAUUAGUUUUAUAAGAUUAACUUCAUUUCCAUUAUCUGGAUAUUUGGCUGAUGUUUUGGUACGAAAAACAUCAUUAACAAUAACUAAUGUUCGAAAAUUAUUCGUUAUUGGUGUUACUGUGUUGGAGGCUUUUUAUUUUUUUAUGUUGAUGAAUCAUAUCCAUUUUAACAAGGGAAGAUUUUUAUAUUUGGUUUCAUUUUUAAUGCAUAUAUUGUAUCAUGUCGCCUAUAGUGCAGUCAGCGUAAAUGCUGUAGAUAUAGCACCAAGUCAUGCUGGUGUUACAGUUGCCAUAACGAAUAUUAUUUCACAUAUUAUUUUCUCACUUGGGUUCAAAGUUGAAAUUUUUUUGCAACAAAGAGAUUGGACUGGUGUGGUAGAUUUCAUUUCAAUGGUUGUACAUUUAAUUGUUGGAGUACUAUUUGGAAUUUAUGGAACAGCAAAUCCUAUCACCGUGAAAGGAUAAUAUCACUUAUUAUUUAUAAAUUGAUUUUCUAGGCUGCAACAUUAAUUAAUUAUUUUUAAGUUAUUUUUACAAAAUAAUUUAUUGGUUCUCAAUAAUGCCGUGAUUAUUUCGUCUUCCCUGUGGUAAUUGCCCAGUACAAUCAUAAUUAAGGUACCCUAUCCGCUUCAGAUUUCCUUAUCGCUCGAAAUCUUUUAGUUAUCGAUUUAAAUGAGUGUGUUUGGUUUUUUAAAAAUUUUGACUUUUGUGAUUGUUAGUAGUAUGCUACGGGUCCAUUUUAUUGCAAUAGUUGGAUAGCAAAUCCAUCCUAACACUCUGAAAUAAUACUAUGUACCUAUCCUAAUAGUAUUUAUGACAAUAGAUUGUUAU